UGUCUGAUUAUCUAGUUGCCCAAGUCUUUCUGAGGGAACUAAUCUGUGUUCACAGUUUCUGGCUUUUGCAUUUUAUCAUAAUAGAAAAAGGAUUUCUGCUUGUUAAGUUUUAUUUCAUUAAUAGGACAAAAAUGCACGGUCAUCUUGGCAAAGGGUUAAGAAAAUUAUUAAAACAAUUUGAAUAAACAAUAUGCAACAACUAUUUUUAACAGAGGAUUUGGAUAUCACAUUCUCAAAACUGUUCAUUUUGAACUUCAGAGGGACACGUUUCAGGCUGCUUCCGAAUUUGCAUCAAGAAAUAAGCUACCAAGACAUGUAGAAGAACAAAUGUUAUCGCACAUAUGUUUAAAGUUCAAAACAGAGGAACUCAAACAGCAAGAGACUAUUGAAGGCUUGCCAAAGGCUAUUCGCUCGAGCAUAGCUGAGUGUCUGUUCUAUCCCAUUGUUGAAAAAGUAUACCUUUUUCAAGGGGCCUCCUUCAAUCUCAUUUUCCAGUUGGUGAGGCUUUUAAUUCUAAGUGAUCAAUUUUAACCCUAGGCAGGUCAAAAAUAUGCAUUGUGCUGAUGAGAUCAUCGUUAAAUUAAUAGGCGACAGAAAUGCAAGCUGACUAUUUUCCACCAAAGGAAGAUGUGAUACUGCAGAAUGAAGCUCUAACAGAUCUAUAUAUAAUAGUAUCAGGAGCAGUGGUUAGUACAACUGUCUCCAUUGCACUGUAUACUUCAGUCUGUCACAUAUUUGCUUGCAGGAAUUCCCACAAUUUACGACUAUUUUUUUGGCUGACUUAUUGUUGCAGGAGAUGAGAGCAUAUGUGGAUGGAGUGGAAAAAGUAAGACACAUGGGAAGCAUACCAAUACCAUCUAAGCAUGUCAAAUAUUCAUAAUAAAAGGUUUGAUCAUUUACAAUCUUCAGGUUCAAGGGAGGCUUAUUGCAGGGGAAGUAUUUGGGGAGAUAGGAGUUCUAUGUCAUGUACCACAACCAUUCACCAUAAGAACCACUGAACUUGCACAAAUCCUCAGGCUGCAAAGUGCUGUAUUUUUCAACAUUAUUCGAGAAAGCAGACAGGAAGCAACUAUUGUCAUGAGAAAUCUUUUCCAGAAGUUAAGGCUACAUGAAAAAUUAUACCCUGGGACACUGCAAAAGGAUCCAGGAGUGCUAAUGAAGGAAUGGCUUGCCACAGGACCUCUGAACACAAAUGGGGAGCAUGCACAAGGUGGAGAUGAUUAUCAAGUUUGGAAGCUACAUACACUAGAACAGAUGGAUGAAGGAAACCUACUAUACAAGGCAGAAAAGAAUAAGGAUAUCAGCACAUUUAAUGAGCUUCCAAUUGGUCACACCAAUCCAAAAGAAAACUAUGCAGAUCAACAGAAUGGGUUCCAUAAGGCUGGAUGGGAAGUACACAACGAAAUCACCAGCAUGUUCCUCGAACGAGAUGCAAGUAUAGGAAAAGUUGAUAGUACCAGGUGGACCCAAAAUGGUAUGAUUGAGAAAUGUGAGAAAAAGGGUACAUCUGAGGUUUUAUCAAGUAAUGGAAGUAAGAAGAAAUUCACUGGAGUACAUGAACAAGGAUCUCUCAGAAUGAAAGCAUGUGAUGGUGGAAACAACUUUAAGAACCAUGGCAGCAGGGAAACGAGAUUCUGGUAUGGUUAUUCUAAUAUCAGCAAUAUGUUGAUAACUUCUUGUUCAGAAAAUGGCAGCCAUGAUUCUGAGAACAAUAUCAUGAAACUAACUAGCAAAAGAGUGAUCAUUCACAUGCAUUCUCAAAAGCAAAAUCCGGCUAGACAGAUGAUUUCCAAGAUGAUAAACUUACCUAGCACUAUGGAGGAGCUCCUCAGGAUUGGUGGUAAGUAUUUCCUUUUUACCUAAUUUAAAGAAGAGCAAAAUA
Molecule: messenger RNA, 1882 nt
Organism: Musa acuminata subsp. malaccensis (wild Malaysian banana)
Lineage: Eukaryota; Viridiplantae; Streptophyta; Magnoliopsida; Zingiberales; Musaceae
Source: RefSeq, a predicted model, not a curated record